AUGCUCACAAAUAUCCCUCGUCCCCUCCCCACUACUGAUCAAUUAUCCACCUCCUCCAUACUCACCCUUGACUCUCUCCACUCCCUUCUUCUCUCCAUGAUCUCCUCACACUUUGAUCUAGAUUUCCAACAAUUCCAUCCAGUCCCUGCGACUACCACUGGUUAUAAAUCCUUACCUUCCUACCAUGUUCCUCCCAAACCUCCAUCUGUCUUAUCCUCUGCCAAAUGGAAACGUCUCUGGUCCUUACGUAUCCCAUUGAAUGCACGUAACACCUGGUUCCGCAUCCUUCAUAAUAAAGUCGCCACAAGAGACAUUCUUCAUGAACGGCAACCUCAUAUCCACCAUCCCUUUUGUAGGAUCUGCCACUCAUCCACCGAAACAUUGGAACACUUCCUCUUUGCCUGUCCCCACAAACGAUCCUUUUGGUCUUCCGCCCUCUCCAUUUACAUGCCCCCUCUCAUCUCCCAAAACAGUUACCAAAACUUCCAGAAAUUCCUUCUUUUCGAACACAACCCUUCUCGUCAAGAUCAUUCAAUCUAUCCGAAUCUCUCUGCUUACCAGGUUUUCGCCUGCAUGCUACAAACUAUAUGGUAUCACCACUACCAGUUUACAUUCCAGGACAAACCUUUCCUACCAUCAAUUUUACUCUCAUCACUUCGUAGCUCAUUAGAUACCUUACAUUUCCAAGAAACCUUAGAUCAGUCUCCAUAA
Mucor velutinosus is the source of this 711-nucleotide messenger RNA. RefSeq lists its product as uncharacterized. The transcript has a single exon. Bases 1 to 711 code for a protein of 236 amino acids. The record is from RefSeq and is a predicted model, not a curated record. NCBI's taxonomy places the organism in Eukaryota, Fungi, Mucoromycota, Mucoromycetes, Mucorales, Mucoraceae.